This is a messenger RNA of Closterium sp. Naga37s-1, 347 nucleotides long. Lineage: Eukaryota; Viridiplantae; Streptophyta; Zygnematophyceae; Desmidiales; Closteriaceae. The record is from the annotation of a GenBank genome assembly.
UACUUCCUCCUUACCGCCUGCCCACCUUACCGCCUGCCCACCUUACCACCUCAAAUCCUUCCCUUCUCAUCCGCGCACAGGUGUGGCGGAAGGUGCACGUGGUGCGGAGCAUAUUGGCGCUGGGGUACGACGUGGUAUUAACUGAUCGUGCGGUUCUCUGGGGUGUCAACUCGCGCGCCGUCAUCGCCAACGCCAAUCUCUUUACGGCCACCGAAGCACCGCAUCCAGCAGAUCUUCACUGGAUCUGCCCUGAGGCGAGCUGGCAGAGCUGUGAGGCAGCCUCCUCUCGAGACUGCCUUCAGCCUCCCCUGCUGCCCCAUACGCUCUGCCUUCAGGCAAGGAGUUGA